This is a messenger RNA of Gloeophyllum trabeum ATCC 11539, 1012 nucleotides long. Its product is annotated as glutaredoxin. Gene Ontology annotation, molecular function: 2 iron, 2 sulfur cluster binding. NCBI's taxonomy places the organism in Eukaryota, Fungi, Basidiomycota, Agaricomycetes, Gloeophyllales, Gloeophyllaceae. The record is from RefSeq and is a predicted model, not a curated record. The transcript has 2 exons. Bases 100 to 810 code for a protein of 236 amino acids.
CACCCGCCGAGACCCGAGCAGGUUUCUUCACUUGCAGUACUCACUGCUCUACUCAAUUCUCCUACGACUCUCCCCCAUCACAACUUCAGAAGAAGCAAAAUGGCCACACCGCAAAACUUCCACGUCGUCACCUCGCCGACGCACUUCCAAGAGCUGCUCUCGCAAGACCUCUCGCGCGUCUCGCUCAUCAACUUCUGGGCGCCGUGGGCCGCGCCCUGCGCGCAGAUGAACGACGUCGUGCUCGAGCUCGCGCGGCGGCACCCCGCGCUGCUCGUGCUGCAGGUCGAGGCGGAGGAGCAGCCCGACAUCGCCGAGUCGUUCGAGGUCGAGGCCGUGCCCGCCUUCGUCGUCCUCCGCGGGCACACGCUGCUCGCGCGCGUGUCCGGCGCGGACGCGCCCGCGCUCACGAAUGCGAUUGCGGCGCACCUAAGGCCUGCGAGUGUGCAGCCGAAGGCGCAGAGCGAUGCGCUGCCGGCGCCGCCGGAGGGGGAGACGCCGGCGCAGCUGGAGGAGAGGCUGAGGGGGCUGAUGAACCAGCAGAGGGUGAUGCUGUUUAUGAAGGGCACGCCGGAUGCGCCGCGGUGUGGGUUCUCGAGGAAGACGGUGGGGAUCCUGCGGGAUCACGGGGUCCAGUUCGGGAGCUUUGAUAUCCUGAGCGACGAGAGCGUCCGGCAGGGCUUGAAGGUCGUGAACAACUGGCCGACGUUCCCCCAGCUCAUUGUGAACGGCGAGUUUGUGGGCGGUCUGGAUAUCAUUCAGGAGAUGAUCGAGAACGGCGAGUUCGAGGACAUUGUGGUGAAGGGGCAGUAAGCUUGUCUUCGGGGAGGAUUAUCACGUGCGAGGUCUGGGUACACCUCAUACGCGUAGAAGACAGGAGCAGUCAUAGGUGAUGUGCCUCGCUUUGUAUCUUUUCUUGGUUUUGGUUCGCGCUGUAAAGUUAUCGGAUAUUCUCGUAUAAUAUACACUUCUUCCUCUCCUUUCCGACCCCCGACCUGUAUCUCCGCGUUCUGUG